UUCUUUCCGUCCAUGUAAUCGUAAUUUUUUCUGUACUGCAUGAAUCAGAGACGCUGUAUUUGAAGUUUGUGUGUUUUAAAUAUAAACAAUUGUAUAGGUAAAAAGUAUUUGUAAAGAAAUGUUUUUUUUUUCUUAACAUCAAAAAGUCACAAAUUUAGAAAAAUAUAAGAAUAGGACCACUGGAACGUCACCAUUUUUAGUGUGUGACGUCACCGUCUUGCCCUGGAAUACUAUUGUACGAAUAUCCCGGCAUGCCCGACCGAUAACCCCACCCUGCGCUGUCAGAUUUGUGUGUGGCUGUGUGCUUAGCACUGUGACUGUGUUUAAUGUCGGCACCAACACCGAAUCCGACUAGAUGUUUUGUCGUGUGAAAUUCUCGAAGGGGCAGCCUUUCUGCGCCCUAUAGCCCUUAAUCAGGGCUGGAGUUGGCAGAAGGAUUUGCUAAUUUAUUCGCUUUGAUGUUGGAUUAUCGUUUAUGAUUGGAUUUUUGCUUCGAACUGGCAAAAUUAGUGACGGUUGUUGACAGCAUGGGGUGCUUUCCUCGACAGAACAGAGACGACGAAGAUGACAAACUUAGAAGAGAAGCUAAUAAGAAAAUAGAAAAACAGCUUGCUAAGGAUAAACUGUUAUAUAGGGGAACACAUCGGUUGUUAUUAUUGGGUGCUGGAGAAUCAGGGAAAUCAACUAUUGUAAAGCAAAUGCGAAUUUUGCAUGUCAAUGGAUUUAGUGCAGAAGAAAGAAAGCAAAAAAUUGAAGACAUUAAACGGAAUGUCAGAGAUGCUAUUUUGACUAUAACAGGAGCUAUGAGCACACUUAAUCCUCCUGUACAUCUAGAGAACCCCUCAAAUAAAGCCAAAGUGGAUUAUAUUCAAGACAAAGCAAGUCAAGCAGAAUUUGAUUAUCCUGCGAUAUUUUAUGAAUAUACUGAAAUAUUAUGGAAGGAUAAAGGAGUGCAGGCUGCUUUUGAAAGAUCUAAUGAAUACCAGCUAAUUGACUGUGCACAAUAUUUUUUAGAUAGAGUUCACUUAAUAAAGCAACCAGAGUACACUCCUUCUGAACAAGAUAUACUUAGAUGUCGUGUGCUAACAUCAGGGAUAUUUGAAACAAAGUUCAGUGUGGAUAAAGUGAAUUUUCACAUGUUUGAUGUAGGAGGCCAGCGAGAUGAAAGACGUAAAUGGAUUCAGUGUUUUAAUGAUGUGACAGCAAUCAUCUUUGUUACAGCUUGUAGUGGAUACAAUAUGGUGUUACGAGAAGAUGCUACUCAGAAUCGAUUAAGAGAGUCUUUAGAUCUUUUUAAAAGUAUUUGGAACAAUAGGUGGCUGAGAACAAUAUCAGUGAUUUUGUUUUUAAAUAAACAAGAUCUAUUAGCUGAAAAGGUUAAAGCUGGAAAAUCAAAGAUUGAAGAUUAUUUCCCUGAAUAUGCCAGAUACCAGGUACCACCUGAUGCCUCAUCUGAACCGGGAGAUGACCCUGAGGUAGUCAGAGCAAAGUAUUUUAUUAGGGAUGAAUUUUUGAGAAUCAGCACAGCAAGUGGAGAUGGUAGGCACUAUUGCUAUCCUCAUUUUACAUGUGCAGUUGAUACAGAAAAUAUCCGCAGAGUGUUUGACGACUGUAGAGAUAUCAUUCAGCGAAUGCACCUACGACAAUAUGAGCUUCUGUGAUUUUGGCCAGCUCAAUUGCUGAACUACUAUUUUCUAUUGUGAUGCAUCUCUGCUUUUUGUUGGCCGUGUGUGUGUUUCUGUAUGUUUGAAUUCAAGGAUGUACGCCACCGUCUCAAGAGGAUGGAAGCAGAAAGGCUGGCUGUGAAAGGGGCUCGGCGCUUCCAGUGACUCUCUUCCGUCCCUCUCCCUUGCCUUGCCAUACAGCUGAAAACCUCAUUUGUUGGUCCUGCUUACUAAACAAAGAGAAAUUAUUCUGGGCUACCAUCCUGGAGUCUUUAAAAAAAAAAACAUUUUCUGGCAAGGCUGAGGGCUUAAUAUUAUUACUGACAAUGACAUUAUUGCUGCUGCCACGAGGCAGUGAGGCAUUGCGACAACUGAUGUGAUAUAUGUGAUAGUGUGGCACCUUCUAGCCGCUUAGACUAUGCUACCUAUAUAGUAUAAAUCAAGUACAAACAAUCUCUAUCAGAGCUAGUGAGACACAGGUGUGAGGAUGUAUUGUGCUGCUUUCAGUUGAUGUUAUUAUGUUUGUUGUGGACUCUGACAUUUGAUCUGGUUUAUGGAUGUUUAGUCAAUGCUCAACAAUUAGAAUGGAAUGCUAAGAGAUAGUAACAAUAACCUUUUGUACUUCAAUAACAAUGUAAUCAUAAGUAAACACAGUUUAAUUCCACAGUUUUUAUUUUUUAAAUGUAGCUACCAUCAUUUUAUUUCUUUGCCAAAAGUUAGGAGCACAAUGAGGGAGAGAAAUGUGUUUUAUACUUUCACAUUGUUUUAUUGUGUGGAGGUGUCAGUGAAUGUUCUCUGACAACCAACUGAAACUCUAUGAAUUGAAUAAAUGUCACACCUAACUCUCAUGUUAGAUGCUAGCAUCUGUUUUUUUUUUUAUGUGUCAUCCAGUGAAGGUAGUCAAUGGACUCUUCAGCCAAUAUAGGGGUUGUAUAUGAACCAUAGUUUGAAAGGAUCUAAAGAUGCUCCUGGUCAUUCAAUUUUUUUAUACGUUGAAAAAAAUCCUGGUCGCUACAGUUGUAAGUCUUCAUGGAAGACUAAGAAGGCUGUGCAUACUAGAAGAUGCAACUACAUUAAACAAUUGACCAAUUGAAGUAUUGUUGUAGUUUCUGUAAAUUAUUUGAUUCACCCCUCCUACCCAAACCAUUAUUACAUGCUUAAAGCUUGUGUUGAUUUGCAUUCGGUUAAAUUGGUAUUGAUUUAUUUUGAAUCUUUCAAAUUGAUUACUCCUAUCUAUCUCUACUCUAUAUUUGUGUAAAUAGAGAUACAGCAUAGUGCAUGGAAGAAUGAAUAAGGUCUUAUUCAAACAAAACACACAAUUUAAACACAAACUUAUUGGACUUGGUCCUUGUGGUUGACUGCUGGCAAAUAUUUAACAUCAAGUGUGAUAGACUGGGGAAUACUUCUUGAUUUGUAAGCAUAGUUUAUUUAAUUAUUAUUAUUUUAUUUUUUUUUCUAAUGAAUUUCUGCAAACCUGAUUGACAUCAGUUGCGUGUAUGUAAUUCUAGACUUGUACAUCUGUUGAGACUAUUCUUUUCUUUACCAAUGUAUGUAUGUGAUUAUACACAUUAAUAGAUGUGUUAAUUCGAUUAUGCUUGUGUGUAGAUUAUAUAUAUAUAUAUAUAUAUAUAUAUAUAUAUAUAUAUAUAUAUAGCUUCAAAACAUCAAUCCCCUUAAAAAAAAAACAAUAAUUUGAUUGAAAUAACCAACCUUCCUAUGGACAAAUGUUCUUGUCCUGAUGAAACUGCUCAGCUGGAUUUUAUCGUAUUCUCUGUUUGCUGUUUGUUUGAUUGUUAUUGUUUCUUAGGUUUUUAAAACAAAUUGUUACAUUUAAUAUUAUUUUAAACCUUUGUUUUUUACUUGAUUAUUUCAAAAAGAUGAUGAUUGCUAUUACCUACUAGUAUCAAUAGUCGAUUAAAAUAUCAUUUUAAACUCAUUGAGUGAAACAAAUAGACAUGUUAGUUUUAUUUAUUUUUUUUUUUUAUUAAAAACAAAAACAAACUAAAACAACAACAUAUAUUGUGAUCUCAAUAUAUAUUUAUAUAUAGACAUAUUUACACACACACACACACCACAGACAAGCAAAUACCCACAGUACUUUUGGUUGUCAGUAUUUGGCUUUAAUUUCCAAUGUUUUCUAAUUUGUGCCUCUACUUGUCAAAGAUAAUCAGAAAAGAUCUAUAUUUCACAAGUGUGUGUGUAAAUGUGUAUAUAUCCUUCUGCUAGUGAGAACAUGCUUCAUUCUCAAGAAAUAUCUCUUUAUUAUGAAAGCAUUCAGUGUAUACCUGGUGGUACAAGUUAGUGGACCAAAAGACUGCCUUAGGACAAUUAGACUAUAACAUUUUUCUUUUGUAGCUAGAUUUAAAUAGUUCCAUUUUUUCUUUUUAACUUCAAAGCAUUGUUUAUUCUUUAUGUCAUGCAUACAUUGCAGAUUAGUUUCACAUUUCAACAAUGAUUACCUAAUAAAACGGAACAAUGAACAAUUGUGCCAUAUUCACAUGAAACGUGUUCUCUAAAUUUUAAUUCAGAAGCACAUUUCUAUUUCUCUUACUAUCUUUGGAGGAUGGGGGAUUUUGUUUCUCGCCCCAAUUUUAUUCAUCCCAGGAAUACUUUGUUGAACAAAAGUACUCUGAUUAAAAUCAUGAAUGUUGUGAACUGACUUCACAGAAAUAAAAAACCAAAUGAAAUUAAAAAAAAAAGACAAGCAACCUUAUAGAAUGGGUUCAUAGGGCAUACAUUUGAAAUUCAAUGUAGCAGUAUUUGUAUUUGAUCUUAAAUCCUGGUACUAAACUGUAACUGAAUGUGAUGGAAGCAUAAAUAUGUAUUGACAUGGAUUCUAUACUAUUUAUAUAAAGUUGUCAACAAAUGUGUUGAAUAUUUUGCCUACUUUCUUUUGAAAUGUUUUUUUUGGGAGAAAUUGACAGGUUCACAUUCUUAAAGAGACUAGUACUGCAACCAGACAUGCCAAUAACACUCAGUCUUAAACAAGGAAGGACAUGAAUUACAUUUCAAUUUUGUUGAAAAAAUAGAUAUUUCCUAUUCUAUUAAAUUUCAAUGAUCAAAGUUUGAUUGAAAAUUAGUAAAUCAUUACUGCAAUUGGAGAAAAGUGGGUCAGCAAUCAUAAGUCAUUUCUAAAUGAAAUAAAAAAAAAUGAUCUUUUUAUUUUGUGACUAAAAUAUAUUUGGCAUGUUUCUUUUAUUGAUCAUGUAAAUAAUUGUAGUUUAAGCUUACACUUGCUUAUCUAAUAAUGCAGAAAGUAGUUCUAUCAAAUCUUUGUGAGCAUACAAUUACCUAGAAAUAGAGAAGGCAAUCCAUGUCUAUACAUAUCUAUGUUCAACAGAAUUCAGUGUUUCUUAAAGUCACUUUAUAGCAUCAGCAAUUCCCCAAAGUCUGUUUGGCUAGGAUUGGGUAAGUGCUGAUCUGAUCUAGUGCACAUGUUGAGCAGUCCUUCCUGUUUUUCACUCACUGUUUUAGUGCAUCUUCUCUGAAUGUUUCAUGAUGGGACUGUACAAUUAAAGUGUGCUGAGAAUGCUUUUUUUUUUUUUUUUAUAACUUCUGUCUAUGAUGUUAACAUUAGGACAGAGACCUCCCUUCUGUUGAGUGAUUUUCUAGAGAACUGUGAUCAAGAUGAUUGAAAGAAUUAGUCUAACUUUUUAUCUCUUACUGCGCUCCCCCCUAUACAAUGCAGGGGAGCAUUUAACUAUUUAUUUCUUUGUGUGUAUAGUCUUGAGAAUUGGAUCAAAAGAUUUGACUUUAGUACAGAUGGUAACAAAUGUAAAUAAAUUUAAGUUUUCAUUUUU
This is a messenger RNA of Biomphalaria glabrata, 5464 nucleotides long. Its product is annotated as guanine nucleotide-binding protein G(s) subunit alpha. Lineage: Eukaryota; Metazoa; Mollusca; Gastropoda; Planorbidae. The record is from RefSeq and is a predicted model, not a curated record. The transcript has 10 exons. Gene Ontology annotation, molecular function: G-protein beta/gamma-subunit complex binding; GTPase activity; G protein-coupled receptor binding. The coding region runs from base 528 to 1661 and encodes 377 amino acids. Gene Ontology annotation, biological process: sensory perception of chemical stimulus; adenylate cyclase-activating dopamine receptor signaling pathway. Gene Ontology annotation, cellular component: heterotrimeric G-protein complex.